Sarcophilus harrisii (Tasmanian devil) is the source of this 690-nucleotide messenger RNA. RefSeq names its product C-X-C motif chemokine ligand 14 (gene CXCL14). The record is from RefSeq and is a predicted model, not a curated record. Gene Ontology annotation, biological process: cell chemotaxis; antimicrobial humoral immune response mediated by antimicrobial peptide. The transcript is spliced from 4 exons. NCBI's taxonomy places the organism in Eukaryota, Metazoa, Chordata, Mammalia, Dasyuromorphia, Dasyuridae. Gene Ontology annotation, molecular function: chemokine activity. Gene Ontology annotation, cellular component: extracellular region. The coding region runs from base 230 to 529 and encodes 99 amino acids.
CAGCGGGAGCUGUUUUAAAAGAGGAGGAGAGCAGAGUUCUGAAGAGCUGAGAGCAAGCGAAAGUGCACGGAGCAGAUACGCAGAAGCCGAAACUGACCAGGGCGCUAGAGCACCCGAGACCUGCAACUCUACAAAACUGACUGACGGAGCGCUCCGGAACAGGAGACUGCAAGGAAGCCCAGCGGGCGGAGAGACUUUCCCAGCUCCCUAAGACACCUGAGCUCGGGCCAUGAAGCUCUUGACAGCACUACUGCUCCUGCUGCUCCUCGUGUUCUGCUGCGUCGGGGUGGAGGGGUCAAAAUGCAAAUGUUCAAGGAAAGGACCAAAGAUAAGAUACAGUGAUGUCAAGAAGCUGGAAAUGAAACCAAAGUACCCGCACUGUGAAGAGAAAAUGGUUAUCAUCACUACCAAGAGUAUGUCACGGUAUCGGGGACAAGAACACUGCCUACAUCCCAAACUCCAGAGCACAAAGAGAUUCAUCAAGUGGUAUAACGCAUGGAAUGAAAAACGCAGGGUCUAUGAAGAGUAAGACAAGAGAAUCCUAAUAAAAAAAGUCAAAUUUUUGGAAGACUUGAACAAAGGACUCUGCAGAAAAACCUUUGUUUCUCACAGACAUAAGACAACACAAAUAAUAUAUUGUUACAAAAGCACUUUUUAUCAAGGGUCAGUUUUUACAUUUUAUAGCUGUUU